Papaver somniferum (opium poppy) is the source of this 2041-nucleotide messenger RNA. RefSeq lists its product as uncharacterized. The transcript has 2 exons. The coding region runs from base 169 to 1344 and encodes 391 amino acids. NCBI's taxonomy places the organism in Eukaryota, Viridiplantae, Streptophyta, Magnoliopsida, Ranunculales, Papaveraceae. The record is from RefSeq and is a predicted model, not a curated record.
CAAGUCUUUAAACCUCUCAAAUUCUCAUUUUGGAGGUCGGUAAUUCAACUCCUUGCCCUAACUAUCAGACGCCCGCUGCUGCAAUUCCCGGUUCUUCUUCUUCAUCCUCUUUGAAAUCUAUGCUCCAGUUUUGGAAUAGAAGAUCAAUUUGGGAUUUUUGUGAAUUAGAUGAUGGUGAGAGCAGAGGUGGAAGCAGAUGUCCAAAGAUGGGUUGGAUUAAUCUUCAUGAAGUAUAAUGACUAUGAUGGUGCUAAGAAAAAGCUAAUUGAAGCACAAACAUCGUAUCCAGGAAUUAAAUAUGUUGAUGAGUUGAUCAAACUUGGUGACAUAGCAUGUACAGCUAAAUCUCAAGGGAGUGGAAUUGAUUGGUGCUCGGUUCUCGACAUUAACAAGAUGGCCAGUGUGUCUGACAUAGAUUUGAAGUACACGGAGCUGAUGAGAACUUCGGAACCGGUUAAGAACAAGUUUCCGGGAAUUCAAUCAGCUUUGGGGCUCAUCGAAAACGCUUAUAGCGAGUUUAAAUCUAAAAGAGCUGCAACCGUGAAUAUUGAUAGCGGAGCUACUUCACAAAAUUCUUCUGGGACUAAGAGAAUUGUCAGCGAGGAUUCAGAUAAUAACAGUCUAAUAUGCAAUACAGGGGAGCAGCCUUUGAAGAGGUUAAGAAGUUUGGGUGGGAAUGAUUGUGAAGUUAUGGGUGAGACCCAAAUACUUAAUGAACUAAUAGGAAAAAUUUGUAGCCAAGAAGCGGGGUCGGAUACUGCUAAAAGCAAGUGUAGAUUAAAUGAAAUGCAGAAUCCUCACCCGUUAUCAAUAACUGAGAAUGUUGAAAUGGAUACGGUUGCAGCAGAAUUUGGUAAUGGUGCCAGCAUUAAGCACCAAAAUUCUGGAUCUCCUCUUAUAGCUUCAGUGCCGAAUCCAGAAAUAUAUACAGUGAAUCAGUGUGCAGGGUAUGUUGCUCCCGGGGAUCAAAUUGUCAAGAAACUCAUUGCAUAUUCGCGGCGAAGACAUCUAUCACCAAAAACAUGUGAAGAAAGAAUUAGUCAGGCUGAUGGAAAAUCAAAAGAUGAAAGCACAUCUUCAGAUAAUUUGGAAAUGGACAGGUUAUCAAGAGAGAACAUAGGUGAGCUAACUGCAAAAAAUAGCUUAGAGAAAGUGGCAGAAGAGAUUGACAUUGAGAGUGAUGGUGUCAGUUUGGGUGGAUUUACGAUGGAUGUGUCUGAGUAUGGAACAGAUGAUGCAGUUAAUAAGUUGGUUGACAAAGAGAAAGUGGCUGAAGAGAUUGAUACUGAGAGUGAUUGUGUCAGGUUGGGUGGGGAUGAUUGUGAAUUGUUAGCAGAGGAUUAGUCUAGUAGGCUGGAGGGAUUGUACUUAUCCCUUGUACGGGACUAGUACCCCAUCCAGAUUCAUUGGGCGUCUCUGCACACGGAAAUGGACUAGUACCCCAUCCAGAUUCAGUUUGGGCGUCUCUGCACACGGAAAUGAUUGCAUGUUCGCACCACGUUGGAAGAUCAAACUGGAGCAUGGGGCUAUGCAAUCUCAUGUUAUGAAAAUUCAGGCGUACAUUAAAGAUACGUCUCACACAGGCGUGCAUAAUACAUGCGCCCGGACCAGGCGUACAUUAAAGAUACGUCUACACACAGGCGCUCACGAUACAUGCGCCCGAACCAGGCGGUUUUUAUAACUGCGCCCCACUGGGACGUACAUUCUAAUUACGCCUGCUGUGGGGCGUACGUAUUAUCUCCGUUUUGUCCGGCGGUGGUUAUAAAUACGCCUCACUCAUACGCUCUUUAUACAUCCGCCCUAAUUUCAUGCGUUCUUUAUACUUACGUCUGGUGUGAAGCGCUCACUAUAACCCCGUCUGAAUUCAUACGCUUAUAUUAAGCCCGUCCCAGUAUAACUGAUUUUAGUCUGGGUCGGCGACCAUUUUUGGUCUCAAACCCUAAUUAUCCGGACUAAAUAUAGCUUUAGUCCGUUCCAUUGCGGCUGAUACAGAGACCAAAUUUGGGUUUAGUCUCCAAAUUUGGUCGUGACUGUGGUUGCU